UUGUUCCUACUAGGUUCACCUUGCCCUUAAUCCAUGUGAAGACCUGUUGGAAACACCUUCUAGAAACAUAAUAAUUUUCAGUCUCCUAAUAAAUUCUGUUGUGUCCAAGAAGAGCCUGUCCAAAUGAGCAAGACAUCCCAACAGAACACCACUACAGAUGCAAAAGGAGUAAGGGUGAUUCACACCCAAGCACACACCAGUGGUUUGCAGCAGGUUCCCCAGCUGGUGCCCGUUAAUCCUGGUGGUGGAGGCAAAGCUGCGCCUCCGAGCAAACAGGGAAAGAAAAAUUCCUUUGUGGAUAGAAACAGUGAUGAGUAUCGUCAGCGCAGAGAGCGAAACAACAUGGCAGUGAAAAAGAGCCGGUUAAAAAGCAAGCAGAAAGCACAAGACACACUGCAAAGGGUCAACCAGCUCAAAGAUGAAAAUGAACGUUUAGAGGCAAAAAUUAAAUUCCUGACCAAGGAGCUGAGCGUACUGAAAGACUUGUUCCUCGAGCAUGCGCACAACCUUGCAGACAAUGUGCAACCUGUUGGCACUGAAACCACCACAACAAAUCCAGAAAACAAUGGACAGUAGACACUGUUGCAACAUGAAAUGAACUCUCGAGGUGCAGCUUAUCUGCAAUGGCCAUUAGUAGCCAAGCAAAAACUCUCUUCUUUUAACCAUCAUUUUGUGGAGAUUUUAUUCUUUUUAAGUUUAACACUGAAGAUUUGAUACAAUUAAAUGAGAAACUGCUUAGGGUAUUCAUUUUAAGUAUUUUUCUCCUCUAAAAGAUGUAUCUGAUAAAUGCAGAUCUAAAUCGUCAACAAGGAGCUUAGUAUUAGGGAAAUAGCAUUUUCACAGAAAUGUUCACUUAUCUUCUUAUAGUUUGCAUAAUGUGAGGAAUCCAGCAGUAUGGUUCACUGUAGCAUCAGAAACUCAUAAUUGGAUAAAAUGUCUUUUAAAUAACUUAGUGUAUUUAGGACCUUUGUUUUCCCCAUCACAUAUUAUCAACCUGCAAAGGCUGUGGAGGGUGUUUGGUUUCCUGUGUGGUGGACAACUUUAAAUCUGUAAAGCAAGUCCUAUAAAGCACCACUUAGGUCUUUCAUGUCCUCUUAUAGUUAAUGGGAAGGGUGUGUAAU
This is a messenger RNA of Strigops habroptila (Kakapo), 1121 nucleotides long. RefSeq names its product CCAAT/enhancer-binding protein gamma-like. The transcript has a single exon. The record is from RefSeq and is a predicted model, not a curated record. Lineage: Eukaryota; Metazoa; Chordata; Aves; Psittaciformes; Psittacidae. Gene Ontology annotation, biological process: regulation of transcription by RNA polymerase II; DNA-templated transcription. The coding region runs from base 124 to 576 and encodes 150 amino acids. Gene Ontology annotation, molecular function: DNA-binding transcription factor activity, RNA polymerase II-specific; RNA polymerase II cis-regulatory region sequence-specific DNA binding.